Filobasidium floriforme is the source of this 1452-nucleotide messenger RNA. Its product is annotated as cryptococcal mannosyltransferase 1-domain-containing protein. The record is from RefSeq and is a predicted model, not a curated record. Bases 28 to 1392 code for a protein of 454 amino acids. The transcript has 3 exons. NCBI's taxonomy places the organism in Eukaryota, Fungi, Basidiomycota, Tremellomycetes, Filobasidiales, Filobasidiaceae.
GAUUGUGUGUCUUCACGCAGCUUCGACAUGUCUAUUCGACUUCGCCUGACGAGCCUGGCAAACUCGUUGUAUCUGACGACGACCCGCAAUCGACCCCGUUCGAUCGCGGCCAUCGUCGUCUUUUUCUUUCUACUCCUCGUCUACUGGAACCCACGGAUACAUCACAAGCUCGCCCCGCAAGACUACCUCCCGUUACUUCCCGAGCCUGCUUCGUCGCCCAAGCUCGAGGGGAGGUUGAAGGACCUGGACAGGAGGUUGGAAGAGCAUUUCGGGGAAAAGGGGCAGGUGGUCCCAGAACGGGUGUACCCUUAUCAUGCCUUGACGCAGGCGCAACAGGAUCGAUAUUCGUUAUUGACAGAGGGGACAGGGGUGUACAUGUUCACCACGAUUACCAGGCAGAUUCAGGAUCAACUCCCUGACCUCCUCGCUGCCAUCCUCGUCGUGGUCAACACUCUCGGGGCUACAAGAGUCUCGUUCUCGUUCCUCGAAGGUCCUUCCUCCGACCUCACCCCCUCCGUAUUCGACGACGUCCUCUAUCCCUUUCUCAUCUCUCUCAACGUACCAGAAUUUAGGAUCCAUAUCGUCACCCACUCUCCCAAGAUCGAUUUCUCCGCUGGCAACCGGAUCGAACUCCUCGCCGACUUGCGGAAUCAGGCAUUGGCUCCUCUGUGGAACGAACGGGGCAAGGGACAGGUCGGGGACAACGUGAAAGCCGUCGUCAUGUUCAACGACGUCUACCUCAAGGCGGAACAUUUCCUCGAGGUGCUCUACUGGCACCAGGUCAACGGAGCCGGGAUGACGACCGCUUGGGACUGGUGGAAACGUGAACCCGGUUACUAUUACGACAUCUGGGUCGGGAGGACGGUGGAUUCCGGAGAUCUGUUUUACCCGAUCGACAACUCGUGGUGGUCGCCUUCUGAUCGAUUGUUCCCCACUUCGGCGGAAUCGAAACGGGCGUUCGAGGCUCUCGAACCGUUCCCCGUCUACUCGGCUUGGAACGGGCUGGCCGUGCUCGACCCGACCCCCUUGGUGAAGCAAGGGGUCAGGUUCAGACGGAGCGAUCGGGCCAAGGGAGAGUGUGCGGCCAGCGAGUGUACGUUGAUCUGCGGGGAUUAUUGGAAAGAGGGUGCCGGGAGGAUCCAGGUCGUACCCGCCGUUCAGCUGGCUUAUGAACGGGACGUCGCAAUAGAGACUGAGAAGAAGAUGCAAGAGAGUCGCAAGGGACUGGGUUGGAAAGCCGGAGUUCCGCCGGUCAAGUUUAGACAGCCAUUGAAACCAUACUGGCGUAAUUCCCCUCCCGAAAAGGUGCGAUGUCACCCAUGGCCAGAAACCUCAGGUCUCGAUGCAAACGUAUGGGAACACACUGAAUGGGUGGAGCCAUGGCAAGGUUGAACGCCAGGUCGAGAGAGACAGGGUGUACAUGACAUUUUUACGAACGCUUGAUGAACAUGA